CGGGAUCUCAACUCAAUUGCUCCAUAUUAUUAUAAUUCUCAUUGUAUUAUACGCCGAUUCCAUCUCGUUCAAAUUCUAGCAGCUUCUCGCCAAGAUGAAGUACAAAUCGCCCCAGGUAGAAAGCGAAACCGACGCAGCUGAUGCCCCCAAGCGCAAGCUUGAUCAGCGAGACCCUGGUGUCGACACCGGUGAAGGAAGUCUCGAGGCAGAGAAAGAGCAGCCGCCUACCAAAGCGUCCAAGUCAGCUGCAAGCACUGCCGAAGAAGAUGACUUGAUCCAGGAGGACUCAGGGUAUAAGGACGAAGACUUCGAGGAAGAGGACGAGGAAGACAAUGAAGAACUCGAUGAAGAGGAAGAUUACAAUGAGGCAGAUGACGAGAACGUCGACCUUGUGAAAGAACAAGGUGAUGAAGAGGAAGAAGAUGAGGACGCAGAAGGCGAGGAAGACAACGAAGAAGCAGCAGAAAGUGCAUCAAACAAGCCCAAACUGCAAAAGGUUGUCAAGGAAUUUGGUCGCCCGCCCUUGUAUGGCACCGAAAUCGCAGAGAAAGGUCUGGAGAGCUCUCCGGACACUCUACUUGCUAUGGUUAUGGACGCGAUGCUGAAGUCGCGCCCCAUCUCGCACGACCUGACGCAGCGUGCAGUUAAUAAGCUUAUCGAGGUCGGGUAUCAUGAUAUACGGAAACUAGGGGAGAGCAGCUGGGAGGAGAGAACGAUGGUUCUCAAGGAUGGGGGAUAUAAUCGCUAUCGGGAGCAAGGUGCAACGAAUCUAGGCGAUUUGGCAGAGUUCGUCAAUGAGAAGUACGAUGGUGAUCUUAACAAUCUCCUGAAGAAAGCCCAUAACGACCGAGACGAAACGAGAAAGUUAAUCAAGGAGAUCAAAGGACUAGGCGACCUGGGCGUAGAUCUCUUUUUCAACAAUGCCCAGGCUGUGUGGCCUUCCCUUGCACCUUUCAUUGAUGGGCGCAGUUUGGAAACUGCUGAUACUGUCGGUCUUGGUACGGAUCUGGACGCUAUCUACGCCGAUUUAGGACGCGACUCCAUGAAUAUGAGUCGACUAGCCAAUGGAUUGUCGGCUGUGAGACUGGAGAAGAGGCAAGGUGAUCUCAUGGCGAUCUAA
This is a messenger RNA of Aspergillus eucalypticola CBS 122712, 1120 nucleotides long. RefSeq lists its product as uncharacterized. The transcript is spliced from 2 exons. The record is from RefSeq and is a predicted model, not a curated record. Gene Ontology annotation, molecular function: catalytic activity. Lineage: Eukaryota; Fungi; Ascomycota; Eurotiomycetes; Eurotiales; Aspergillaceae. Gene Ontology annotation, biological process: DNA repair. Bases 95 to 1120 code for a protein of 341 amino acids.